CCAGCCCCUCCAAUGCGAGAAAUAUCGGAUUGGCGACGAUCGUUGCGCAUGGGUCUAUAGCUACACUUUGCACUCUGCACUCUGCACUCAUACUGCGCCGAAUGAAGCAUGACAUAAAAUCAACCGUCUCAAACAAACCCCCAUAAGUUCGAGACCGAAGAUGCGUAAUCUCAGGAAUAUACGCUAUGAGCCGUGGACUCCGCCCACGCAGUUCCACGGGAGGCCAGUUUCGGCUGCCACUUGGGAUCUAGCCAAUGACUCUAUUAUAUGCACCUUUGGUCCCAGCGAAGACAAUGCGGUUAUAGAGCUCGUACGAGUCCAGACGGAUCCAAAAUCACUGUAACAAUGCCCUCGUUCUAGAAUUCAAAGUUGAAACUAAUUCCUUUUUUAGAGAAUGCUCGCGUAUCACUUCUUGGGAUGCCCCGUGCCCUCACCCAGAUCUUACCUGUGACAAAAUUUUGAGUCUUCACUAUUUUGGUGACAGCUUGACAGCAUGUCUCGUUCUGGCUGGUGGCGACAUUGUCGUGGUUAGAGAAGAACCAAAUCCUGGAGAAGACCGCAUUGAGAUUGUGGGAUCUGUGGAUGAAGGUAUCACUGCUGCAAGAUGGUCACCCGAUGAGGAACUUUUGGCCAUCACCACCAAGGCCGAUACUGUAGUCUUUAUGAGUCGUGGGUUUGAGGGAAUCACAAAUAUCACCAUGUCGAUUGAGGAUCUCAAGGCUUCAAACCAUGUGUCUGUGGGUUGGGGAAAGAAAGAAACUCAAUUCCAAGGAAAAGGUGCCAAAGCGUUGAAAGAUCCAACUAUGCCAGAGAAAAUUGAUGAAGGUGUUCUUAGUCCUAAAGAUGACGCCAGAACAACUAUUACCUGGAGGGGAGAUGGAGCAUACCUUGCUAUUUCAACUGUAGAGGGUGGUGCACGUCGCUUGAUUCGAGUUUAUUCUCGAGAAGGGAUUCUUGACAGUGUGAGUGAGCCAAUAGAUGGAUUAGAAGGGGCCUUGAGCUGGAGACCAGAGGGCAAUCUUAUUGCCGGAAUUCAACGUUUUGAAGACCGUAUUGAUGUCGUGUUUUUUGAGCGAAAUGGACUGAGGCACGGCCAGUUUAGUCUCCGGCUUAGCCCAGAAGAGUUGGAGUCAGCCUGCGAGCAUGUAACCCUUUCCUGGAACCAAGAUUCAACGGUUCUAGCCGUUAUCCUCGCAGGUUCAAUUCAGCUGUGGACCAUGGGGAAUUACCAUUGGUAUUUGAAGCAAGAAAUUGAGACCAAAGAGGUUGCAGUAACAGCAUCGACCCCCUUGGUAUGGCAUUCUGAAAGACCUCUUCGGUUUCUUACUAUUGCUUCCGGUAUGAUACCUUUUAUCCUUUCCAAAGUUACCCUUCUACUAACAAGACUUUAACAGAUCGACUUUGUGCGUUUGAGUACAUUUUUGCGGUUUCUCGAAGUUCAAUGGCGCCACCUCAUGACUUUGGUCUGGUUGGAGUUAUAGAUGGCAAAUCUAUAAAGGUCACACCGCUACGAACAGCCAAUGUACCUCCGCCAAUGGCAGCGCAUGAUUUAGAGGUUCAAGAAAAUGCCAUUGAUAUUGCUUUCAACCAUGAUGGCUCAUUAAUGGCAGUUCUACAUUUGAAGGGCAUUGCACUUUUCGAGAUGAACUUGAAUAGCUCUAGCUCCUCGCCUCCCUCCCUGACCGGAAAAGUUACCUUUGAGAAAAUCGAAUCCACUGAUGAUGUGUUCCAACAAAUCACCUUUACGAACAAGAACUACUUGUUGGUAUUACAACCAAUUGGUUCAACCGAACCAGUUAAGCGUUACGGCAUUAAUGAAGAUACUGGACCAAUGGAACAAGUGCCAUCUGGUAUCACUACAAACGCGAUCAUUCGUACCAUGUCCAGCUUCUGUGAGGAUGAGACCAGCCAUCCGUUCGCCCAGACCAGUGCUGGUGAGAUACACAGUUUAGCAUUUGGGGACCAUAGUCUUGGAGCUUGCAACUUCUCGGCCUACCUUCCAUGGGUAGAGAUGAUCAAGUUUAAGGAUGAGUUUAUUUCUUUCGGAAUGUCUAGCAAUGGUCAUUUAUAUGCAAAUAACCGACUGUUGGUCAAAAACUGCACGUCUUUCCUCGUCACACCCGCACACCUCAUUUUCACUACUACCACUCAUCUAAUCAAAUUUGUACAUAUUACAAGUGUUGCCGGUAGGGGAAUAAUCAAUCCACUUCUUCAAUUAUCGACUAACACAUACAGAUCUUGAAAUACCGCCAGAUGAUCCUGAAAUCGAUGAGCGUUGCCGUAGCAUUGAGCGAGGUGCUCGCCUUGUUACAGCAAUGCCGUCUGCUUUGAGCCUCGUUUUACAGAUGCCCAGGGGUAAUUUGGAGACCAUAUUUCCUCGAGCUAUGGUAUUGGCUGGUAUCAGAAAACUCAUCGACGAAAAGAAUUAUAAGAAGGCUUUCACUCACUGCCGAACUCAAAGAGUGGAUAUGAACCUCCUUUAUGAUCAUGCACCAAAACAGAUGUUGUCAAACAUUGGGCUUUUCGUGGAUCAAGUCAAGAAAAUCAGUUAUAUUGACUUGUUCCUUUCUUCCCUAAGGUACGCCUACUGCGGUUAUUUGGAGUUGGAUAUGUACUAAUCUUUCCAUAGAGAAGAAGACGUUACGCAAGAUAUGUACAAAGAAACUCGAGUAAUUUCACCUCUCGAAAAUAGAGUUGUCGAUAUUAGUGACACAAACGGCAAUGUUUCGCUUGAACAAAGUUUUGCCCAACCUGUGUCAAAGAUCAACCGUAUCUGCGACGCCUUCCUCGAAGUUCUGAAAACGAGAACUGCCACGAACCUACAGAAUAUCAUCACAGCCAACGUCUGCAAAUCACCACCUGCUUUAGAAGAUGGACUGAUGGUUGUGGCUCAACUCAUGGAGAAGGACGAAAGUAUGGCAGAUAAGGCUGUGGAACAUAUCUGUUUUCUGGCAGAUGUCAACAGACUUUAUGAGAAUGCUUUGGGUCUCUAUAACUUAGAUCUUGCUCUUCUUGUGGCACAACAAUCUCAGAAAGAUCCUCGAGAGUAUCUACCAUUCAUGCAAAAGCUGCAAGAGAUGACACCACUUCCUCGUCGACGCUUCGGAAUUGAUGACUACCUUGGUAGAAAUGCCAAGGCUUUAACUCAUUUACAUGAACUUGAUACUUUUGAUGAGCUGCAAACUUAUACUCAAAAGCACGAUUUGUACGAAGCAGCCCUUUCGAUCUACCGAUACACUCCGGAUCGACAUGCCAUUCUGACAGGACUCUACGCUAAAUAUCUGGAAUCCAAAUCAUCCUUCAAAGAGGCUGCUCUAGCAUACGAGUCACUCCAAAACUACACUUCAGCUACAUCCUGCUACCUCUCCUCAGGGCCCCAACAAUGGCGAGAAACACUCUUCUGCGCUCUUUCUCAAACCCCACCCAUCUCAUCCCAAGCUCUCGAAGACAUAGCAACGAACCUCACCGAAGCCCUCACUGAAUCCCGCGAUCACCACGCCGCAGGAAUAAUCCACCUCGAAUAUCUCUCUUCGAUCCCCAACGCCCUGCGCUCUUUCUGCACUGGCUACUACUUCGCCGACGCUCUACAUCUGAUUGCCCAAAAACGGAUCCCAGAGCUCUUGGAAGAAGUCAUCGACCCCGGUCUUGCCUCAGCACUCGCCUCCUCCACCGAACUGAUUGCAGAAUGCAAAGCUCAACUCCUAGCCCAAGUUCCCCGCAUCCGUGAGCUCCGCGCGAAAGCCCUAGCCGACCCCUUAGCAUUCUACGAGGGCGAGCGUGGAGGCGAUGGUGAGAUACCCGAUGAUAUCAGUGUCGCUGCCUCCUCGAGGAUCUCUACGAAUAGAAGUUUAUUCACGAGAUACACCGGGAAGCAGAGUAUUGGAACGGCAGGGACGGGCGUCACGAGAGCGACGAGUAAGAACAAACGGAGAGAGGAGAGGAAGCGAGCGAGAGGGAAGAAGGGGAGUGUGUAUGAGGAGGAGUAUCUCGUUGCCUCUGUCGGACGAUUGAUCACGAGGGUUGAAUCCGUCCGAGAUGAGAUUUCGCGACUCGUGGAGGGACUGAUAAGGAGGGGGAUGUGGGAACGGGCUAGGGCUAUUGAGGCGGCGGUUGCGGAGGUGGUGGGCAUGUGUAAGGCUUGUGUGCCGGAGGUGUAUGGGGUUGAGGGACCGACGGGAGGCAAUGGGGAGGUGGUUGUGGGUAGGGAGGAGGAGUGGAAACCUACGGGUGGCGAUGCGGUUUUGGCGGAGAGUUUGGCGGCGGCUAGGAGGAAGGAGGCGCCUGAUGUGGGGGAUUUUGAGAGGUUGAGUUUACUUGGUUCGUAG
Hymenoscyphus albidus is the source of this 4325-nucleotide messenger RNA. Lineage: Eukaryota; Fungi; Ascomycota; Leotiomycetes; Helotiales; Helotiaceae. The record is from the annotation of a GenBank genome assembly.